AUGGAAGAUGGAUGGAGCGUGAAAGGCGGACGGCGGGCGGGCGGGCGGGCAUGCCGGGCUGUUGUGACGAGGGGACUAGGAGUCGAGUCCCAGGGCAGCGGACAGGUCCCUUUCCAGGAGCCCCAGGAGCCCAUGGAGGUCAGGCAGGGCAGGGCAGGGCCGCCAGUACCAGGCUCUGGGUAUGUAUACCUUCAGUUUACCCACUUACCUAUGACGCCAGGCCUCGAGAACACUUCGAAGAUCGACCAGAUCCGCUACCUAGUUAUGGUGAUAAACCUCGAAGAUCCCCCAAGAUCGACGUCGCAUCCUUACCCCGGCCGGAUCUGCUGGAUGUACGGCACCUUCCUGAGUGCCGCUGAGUCUCAUAUCUCCCAGGAGGACCAUCGUCAACUUCUCAUAUUACAGCUCAUGGGAGUUUUUGAUCGUGGUUCGGAGUCAACGAUCCAGCUUUUUCCAUUCCUUCUUUUCGAGAAAGAAGACGGGCGUUGUGGAUGUGAUGAUGGAAACAUGCACGAUGGGCACGUCACCACGGCAAUGGGCGAUAAGGAGGGUACAAGUAGCUGGAGUGCCUUCGGUCACCAUAACGUUUUGUCAGCCUGUGUCACGGAUUACAAGCAUAGCUAG
Neurospora crassa OR74A is the source of this 624-nucleotide messenger RNA. RefSeq lists its product as hypothetical. The coding region runs from base 1 to 624 and encodes 207 amino acids. The transcript is spliced from 5 exons. NCBI's taxonomy places the organism in Eukaryota, Fungi, Ascomycota, Sordariomycetes, Sordariales, Sordariaceae. The record is from RefSeq and is a predicted model, not a curated record.